UGGGGAGGACAGCUCUCGGGUGUCGAUCACCUUCUUCCGUCUAUUUCGAGUGAUGCGAUUGGUCAAGCUGCUGAGUAAAGGGGAGGGGAUCCGUACGCUGCUGUGGACUUUCAUCAAAUCGCUUCAGGCUCUGCCGUACGUCGCUCUGCUCAUCGCCAUGAUCUUCUUCAUCUACGCCGUCAUCGGGAUGCAGACGUUUGGGAAGAUAGCGAUGCAGGAUUACACUCAGAUCAACAGAAAUAACAACUUCCAGACGUUUCCUCAGGCUGUUCUCCUCCUCUUCAGGUGUGCCACAGGUGAGGCGUGGCAGGAGAUCAUGCUGGCCAGUCUCCCCGGGAAACGGUGCGACCCCGAGUCGGACUUUGAGCCAGGAGAAGAGUUCAGCUGCGGUAGCAACUUCGCCAUUGUCUACUUUAUCAGCUUCUUCAUGCUGUGUGCUUUCCUGAUCAUAAAUCUGUUUGUCGCCGUCAUCAUGGACAACUUUGACUAUCUGACACGUGAUUGGUCGAUUCUGGGACCACACCACCUGGACGAGUUUAAGAGGAUCUGGUCUGAGUACGAUCCGGAAGCCAAGGGUCGGAUCAAGCACCUGGACGUCGUGGCCCUGCUCCGGAGGAUCCAGCCUCCGCUGGGUUUUGGAAAGCUCUGUCCUCACAGAGUGGCCUGUAAG
Messenger RNA from Etheostoma cragini (Arkansas darter), 670 nucleotides. Its product is annotated as voltage-dependent L-type calcium channel subunit alpha-1D-like. The annotation marks the transcript as partial. The transcript has 6 exons. Gene Ontology annotation, molecular function: high voltage-gated calcium channel activity. Gene Ontology annotation, biological process: calcium ion import across plasma membrane. Lineage: Eukaryota; Metazoa; Chordata; Actinopteri; Perciformes; Percidae. The record is from RefSeq and is a predicted model, not a curated record. Gene Ontology annotation, cellular component: voltage-gated calcium channel complex; membrane.